CAUAUUCAAGAUGGCGGAUCCUCUCGUCUCCUUGACAGCUGAAAAAUUGGUUGAUCUCUCAAACGACAGGGAAUAUCUUAGCGAAUGGCCUCCAGCAAAUGAUAUUAGAGUAGAAUCUGAACAAUCAAUUCAGGUAAAAAGACAGAGAUUGGAUCGUGCAGAGGACAGAAGACAACCCAGUGUGCAAGAUAGUUAUGAGGGAGAAAGAGUUUUAUGGGCUCGGCCCGCUCUGGCAAAGUGGUGGAGAGAAAGACAAAAGGAGCCUGGAUUAAAAGAUUUAACAAGCAUUCCAAAAUCGGUUAAUCCUAAUACACUUCUGAAAUAUGUUGCUGGGUAGGUUUUGUUAAAACGAUAAUGAGGCCAGUUAUGGGAGUCUGAGGUGAGAACGGGGUGAUUUGGAUGGGUGGAUGGUUGAUGCGGUGCGGUGCGGGGGGGUUUCUCUGAUGGAGUGUGCGAAUGGACUUUGUCCAAAAGGGGUAACAUUCCCAAUGUUCAAUUUUACCAAUGGGUAUGGAGAGUGGAAUUUAAAAUACAAUAAAUAACAUUAGACAUACUGGUUUUAGUUUACUUGCUUUAAUUAAAGAUUGACAUAAAAAUACAAACACUUACCACAUGAGGAUCUACCAAUCAGAACUGAGAAGUCAAAUUUUCAUGCUGCUUAUUUCCUGAGUAGAAUUGUGGUUACUAUUUGGUAUUUGAAAGGAUUCUACUACUGUUUUAACAAAAAGAGAGAUUUGAAAUCAAAGAGCUGUAACAUUUCUUAUAGGCUUUCUUUUACAAAACUUGCCCUACUCCAAGAUUUCCACAUCGUUCAUUUAUAUUUUUUGUUCUACAGACCUCUUUCAAAAUUGGGCAGCAGUACUUUAUUCCUUUUUUAUCCGUGAAAGUAGCCCUCCUAGUCUACAAUUUCUCCUUGUCAGCUCCUUGCAAAAUGUAGAGAACAGUUCAGUUUAUCAAGGUUGACAAUGUCAACCUGGAUAAACUGAAAAUUUUCCUUUAACCCUUUACACCCUAGCAUCAGAAUGCUUAUUCUCCAUACUGUUCUCUACAUUUUGCAAGGAGCUGGCAAGGAGAAAUUGCUUAACAAUCAAGAGCUUCUUUAGAUGGCAAUCAUUUCUCCUUUUCUCCUAAUGGUAAUGUGCAAUUCAAGGGUGAUCCUGUGAGGAGAAAUUAGAAGCCAGUCACUCUCAGGAGUCAAAGGAUUAAAGUGAGGCCAGCAAGGCUAAAAUGUAUGCAUACAAAAUACAUCUGCCAUCAUGUAGUGGACUUUGUUUUUUCUUUUCGAACAGCCUCCCCACAGGAAAAGCAUACUUAAAGAAGCAAAUCAACCUGCUGAAAAAGGAGAUAAUAUUACAUCCUGCAAGUGCUACACAUCAUGCUGCACUAGCAUCCUACUAUGACUUGCUUAAAGACACUUGUUCAGCUCUGAGUAGUCUUGAUGUCGCCACAAAGCUUGAUCCACUGGAUAAGAAUAUAGCAUGGCUGUAUUUGAAAGUACAACGAAGUAAAGAGCUGGAGGAUAAAAAAAGAAGUCUUCAGGAACAUUUUUUACCACAUCCUUCUACUGAUCAUAAGAUGCCUGAGCCAGUCGAGGUGAGUUGAGAUGCCUUGACAGGGGAAAAAAAUGAAGAGCCUUGUGACCUGAAUUUGGUCGGCAAAGUUGUUCAGAUCACAACCAUACCAAAAUUGUAGUCACUGACUGCUUCUUAGGGUCUGGAGACUACACCACAUCAAAACCCUAUUUUGUGGCCCCCAAUUAGUAGGCUGCCUUCCAGGCAGAUAUUGAGGAAGAUGAUGGAAAUGAAAAUGACUGAGUGACAUUAUCUUGCUGGUAUACUUACAUUGAGAAUUCUAUGAUCACUGAGUACAUGAUGCUUAAAUGGUAAGCUGAAAUGUAAAGUUAUUUUGAGUUGUUCUAGCAUAAUUAUAUUGUCUAGGGAGGACAGAUGCUAAGGAGAUGUCAAUACUAACAACAUUUUGCUUUUUUAUCACAUCAGACACAUAUAUUCUAUGUUGUCUUGGGUCUGCACAGUAAAAGAUCACAGAAGAUGUCAAUUUGUAAUAAGUACAUCAGUGACACACUUGAGCCACAUUUUUUGUUCUUACCACAUUUUGACAUCAUCUAUGAUCUAUUGCUGUACAGACAAAUGCACAGGUAGCAACAUGGAAUCUAUUUUAUGAUACUACAAUGAAACAUCUUUCUGCCAGAGAGUUAAAAAGCCAUGUCAUUUAGCAGUUAACCCUUCAACUCCUAGAUUAAAUUUGUAAUUCUCCUUAUUUUCAACCAUACAAUUCUUAUGUUUGUUCAAAGAAUUUAGUAUUGGAUCAACUAAUUAUCCCCAAAUUGAUAUUUUUCUUUAUUUUCAUCACUUGUCUGGUUGAUAUUUUAUUGAUAUUGUAAGGAGAAAUUCUGUCUUGGUCACUCAUAGGAGUUAAAGGGUAAAGGCCCUUAAUUAGGUUAUGUAAGCAGAUCUUCCUCAAGGAUGGAAACAGAUAUGUGAUAUCCAGCAGGGUGUGGUUUUGGGGGUGUUCAGUGGUAUACAGAGUGUGAUAUAUUACUGUCAAGGGUAUCUUUCAGAACCAUAAGCCUUGCACAGAGUGUAAAUUUGGUGAUUUGCUUGUCUAGUGCUGGCAGUUCUUAUUGUAUCCACCUCUAAAAUCAUGUCCAAAUAAGCUAGUCAUGGUUCCUUCAAAAAUAUAUUUUUAACUGUAAAUUGGGCCUUAGUGACCUUGAUCGAGAGCUAGAUUCUGCUUCCAUGCAGUUCUUUAUUCCCUUAUACCAGAGGGAGGAAUAUUUUCGUCAAAUAUAGCAUAGGGCAUAAUUCCAGGUACCCCUUCUUCCUUUGAACUCAUUUAUUUUUUAUCUUUUCAGGUAGAGAGGCGUCACUACAAUACUCUGGGAGCAAAACAGUUUUUGUUUGAGUAUUGUAUGACUGGUACCCCUGUUAUUAUCACAGGACUGGUGGUUACCAUGACUACUGCCCCUUGGGACUUUAAGCAUAUAAAAGAGGUGAAUGUUAUUUUCAACACUGUUUUUCAUGUGAUACAAUUAGAGGGACUAAAACAAUUCCCCAUCAUUUUACUAUUAGCAAUAAGAAAUUCAUACUUGAAAUUUACACCUAUCCAAAGGCAAUUUUCAAAGUGUUAUGUUUAUCUUUGAAAUCUCAGAAUGCAGUAAGCUCUAAGUUUUUAUAAAUACUUUUUGUUGACAGAGAUGAAAAUGUGUUUAAAAUUGUUCCAGGAAUAAAUGCAUCUCUUUUAAAAUCAGUUUCCCUUUAGUAUUUGUAAAAAAUUCAGUUGGAGGGCAGAAAGACAACUACUUCUGGUGAAAGCUUCUGAGGGUAACAGGGGGCAUGUUUUUCUAGAAAUUGUGGACACUCCACAGCCACUGAGAUUUAAAUGCCUUCCUGCCUCUCAUAAUUGUUUAGCAGGGGCAUAUUGAAAGAGAACUUCAACUGUAAGUGCUGUGUUUUAUUUAAGAUGCUACAAUGAUUCCUGUAUUAGUAAAAUCUAUGACUUUCUAUGGCUUGGUCUCUAUGCUAUGUAUUUAUUUUUGUAACAUUUCUUUGGCAAAAUUACUUCUCUUAGAUUGUACUGACAAUUAAAUGCAAUAACUACUUACAGGACCUUUAUCUAGUAUUAGCAUUUCUUUUCAUUUUCGAGCGGAGAAGGUAUCCGUCAGAGGUUGCUGUUAUGAUCCAAAACCGCUCCCUCUUCUCGUUUCCAAGAAAUAUCAAUUAAUUUGGGUACAGUGUGUCACGCCAUGUCUUUUUUAUAACGCAAUUAAAAAUUCAUCCCUACAAUGUUUUUAAUUACAGCUUACUUAGAGUUUUUUCUUUUCCACUGAAACACCUUGUCCCCAUCUCCAUUGAGCCACCCACUCUCCAAUGUGGUAAAUGAAUAUGAAGACUCCAACAGAAAACGCGAAAAAUGCAGCAAUAGAGAGCGCAUCUAACUUCUCUAAAAAUGGAUACACCCAAAUAUCUGCUGCAAAUGCUAUCCACAGAACCCAGAGAAUGUAACAAGCUGCAAAUCCUACGACAGAAACCAUAGCUUUCUUCUUAGUCGGGUAUUCGUGGCGAAUAAAGCAUAGUUCCAAGAUUGUCACUAAAGGGAAUGUAUGCAUGUAAUGAUUAUGCAACGCGGGAAUUUGUUUCGCUUCUUCUGGUGUUUGACAAGAGUUUGGAUCGGCAGCGUAAAGACCCCAAAAUAACAAGCUCACUGUCGUUCCGACCGGGAACACAAAGCAAGUAAACAUGUGGUCGCAAACGGACGCGAAGAUGUGGCUCUUUCGCUUCUUAAUGAUCUCGUGAAAUUCUGUGACAGCGGCAAUGUUGAAGUACCCAAAGUGUAACAGCAUGUUGAUAAAAGUUAAGAAUUUGAAUCUUCCUCCGUAGGUUUGGUGAACUGGAAGGUGAAUUUCUGUCAUAUAGUACGUUACUCCAAUCAAAUGCACCAUAAAACACAAAUAGUGAAACAGGAAAGGGCCCCAAACACCUGCCAUUUUGAAUCAACUCCACGAUGCGUUUGUUUUCCCGGAAGAUGAAACUUUGGACUGAUAUUAUUACACGCGUUGUAUAAAUGUCACGAACAUGUCAGGGUCAUGUGACAGACUUUUCAAACGUGUUUGAACAACAUAAAGGAAAACAAUUAUGGUCGAAUUUUCUUAACACAUCAAGCGUUCUUCAGAGAUCAAAAAUUAUUUCUUGACGUAUCAGGAUGGAAAUGAUAAUUUUUUCUUCUUCACCGUUUCACUCCUUAAUAUUUCCGAUAACUCAACCUCUCCGAUAUAUUUCUCGGCAGACACCACGAAACUGUGAUAUGUCUUAAGUUCUCGCCACCUAACGGCUGGAAACAUGAUAAAUAAAACAUUUAUUGUUAGAAAGUAGUGUCAACUUUAAAAGAACGCGUUCCGUGAUGUUUUUGUUUGUUUGUUUGUUCACUCUUUGUAGAAAACAGUUCAUGCUCUUGAAAGAAUUUUUAUUGAAAAAUAAAAUAAAAUAAAUAUUGGCAUGAGUGUCACUUGUCAGAUUUGAAAGUUGUGAUUGUAAGUGGAGAGAGGAACUAAGUUUUCUUAGAACACAAAAAGAAAAGAAAUAAAAGUGUUAGACAAACAGCAACUUUUGAGCGUCUCUUGCGUAGCACGUGCUUGUCACACGGCGAAAAAGAAACCAAAAAAAUAUUCAGUUGCUAUGCGCUGUAAGUAGGCUUGUCGGUGAUAGCCCCCAUCAUUGUCUCAUGCCCACAGAAGGGAUGUUUUUUACCUUUUGUUAUCUAUUUAUUUAGAGAAAGCUCUCUAGACUCAUCUUACAUGCUCGCUAUUGCAGGCAAUUGGAAACAAGACAGCAACACUCAAAAGAAUGGUGAAAGAAUCCACAGAAUGGGCAAAGCUUGAACCAGCUGGUAACAUGAAAGUAUCUGAGUUUAUCGACUCCCUGCAAACAUUAAAGGAACCACUUUACUUGUUUGAUUGGAGCAUACCAACACACGCUCCUGACUUAGCAGAAGAACUAAAGAUUCCCAAAUAUUUUGCGGGAGAUUUCUUGCAGAGAACUGCCCCAGGAUCAUUAUACCGAGAUAGUUGGCCAAGUCUUUUUAUUGCACCUAAAGGAUUGCACAGUGACCUUCAUGUUGAUGCAUUUGGUUCAAAUUUCUGGAUGGCACUUUUCCAGGGCAGAAAAAGGUAAGGUAUACUUACUCAAAAUUGCUUAUAAUUGGGAUAGUUGCAAGUGAUAUCAUGUGAUAGGCUGGGAGUAGGCCUUCAUUAUCAUUAUGCAGCCACACAAGUGUUUCUUUGCCCAGGGUUGAAGUUUGGGUCAAGUCUGCAAGAGAUCUGGAAGAAGGCUCUUUUUAUUUUUCUCACCAAUUUGUUUUAUGAUGACCAAUAAUCUCUUUUCAAUAUAGGUGGACAUUCUUCCAGAGAGAAGACAUUCCAUUACUUUAUCCACACUACCAGGAUUCACUUGACCUUGCAUUUGAUGUAGAUCUGAGUUGUCCUGAUCUUGAUAAAUUUCCCCUGUUGAUGUCAGCAGUGCUUCGUCAAUGCAUUCUAGAACCUGGUGAGCUGUUGUUUGUUCCUUAUGGCUGCCCACACAGAGUGGAAAACUUGGAAGAUUCUUUAGCAGUUUCGUCAAAUUUUGUUGACUUGUCUAACCUUCAUGUUGUUCUUGAGGAACUAAGAGGAAAUGCAUUGAUUGAUCCCAGAUCACAAGAUUUGUUAAUACAAAUGACAAGGGAUAAUUUUCCAGUGAAAAUGUUCAGUCAACAGAGUGACCUUUCCUGGAAAGAUUUCAAGACAUGGCCUCAAGUUAAUUAUAAAGACUUUGAUGUUGAUAUGGAGGAUUUGCAAAAUUACACUGAUAAAUAA
Molecule: messenger RNA, 6367 nt
Organism: Pocillopora meandrina
Lineage: Eukaryota; Metazoa; Cnidaria; Anthozoa; Scleractinia; Pocilloporidae
Source: the annotation of a GenBank genome assembly